Messenger RNA from Hevea brasiliensis (rubber tree), 2114 nucleotides. RefSeq names its product high mobility group B protein 15. Gene Ontology annotation, molecular function: DNA binding. The coding region runs from base 406 to 1785 and encodes 459 amino acids. The record is from RefSeq and is a predicted model, not a curated record. The transcript is spliced from 7 exons. Lineage: Eukaryota; Viridiplantae; Streptophyta; Magnoliopsida; Malpighiales; Euphorbiaceae.
GACUAUUGAGGCUUUUACUUUGCAUUCUUGAUUGACGGACAACUGCCCCCACAAAAUCCUUACCAUGGUAUCUUCCAUAUCUUUAACUCUGAAACAGUGUCAGAUACAUAUAAGACAACGGGGGAAAGGAGAGAACUUUGCUCUAUGUGUAUCCACACACAUACUAUAUCUUUGCAGAAUAUAUCUUUGCAGAAUUGCAGUGCCCUUUGGAUGGCAGGAUAUCUUUAGAAUGUCAGACAAGAAAUAGCUGCUGCUUAUAUAGGCAUUGUAUAGGCCUGUGAACUGUGCUUUAAGAGGGAGAAGGGAGAGACCUUUUUAGAAUCUGGGUAUUUAUUGCAAAGUCUUAAAAGCGAGUGAAAAGAGCAAGUAGUACGAAGGGCUUUGAUGGUUGAAUAGGAGUCGGCAAUGGCAUCAACUUCUUGUGCCAAGCAGAGUCCUGUGCCUAUGAAAGAACCAGUCAUGAGCUAUCUUCAGUACCCAGCACCUCUGGCAAGAUAUGAGGAUGUUGCUGCCAGUCCUAAGCUUUUCAUGGCUACUUUAGAGAAGCUCCAUGCUUCUAUGGGAACCAAGUUCAUGAUCCCCAUUAUAGGGGGAAGGGAGUUGGACUUGCAUCGGCUUUUUGUGGAGGUAACUUCUCGUGGUGGCCUUGAGAAGAUUAUUAGAGAGAAAAGAUGGAAGGAGGUUACAGCCGUUUUCAACUUUCCUUCUACUGCUACAAAUGCAUCCUUUGUGCUGCGCAAGUACUAUGGUUCCUUGCUUCACCACUAUGAGCAACUUUACUUUUUUAAAGCUCAGGGCUGGGCUCCUGGCUCAUCUGUUCCCUUGCACAGCUCAUUCGCAUCACGGGUUCCAGCACAAGUGACUGUGCAACCAUCACCUGAGUAUCAAGCAGCUACAGCCCAGCAACAAAUGACAAACACUGCAGGGUUGUGUGGAGCCAGAGCAGCAUCAUCAGGAACUUCUCAAGUUAUUGGGGUAAUUGAUGGGAAAUUUGAGAGUGGAUAUCUUGUUACUGUAACAAUAGGGACGGAGAAGCUCAAAGGUGUUAUUUAUCAAGCACCACAAAACCAAUCAUGCCAAGUACCACAGCAUUAUAAUGUCUCUGCCAACAACAUUGGUAAUGCCCAUGCUGCAUCAGGCACACAACGGCGGCGGCGCAGAAAGAAAAAUGAGAUAAAAAGGAGGGAUCCUGCUCAUCCAAAGCCAAACAGAAGCGGAUAUAAUUUCUUCUUUGCUGAGCAGCAUGCAAGACUGAAGCCUCUUUACCCAGGGAAGGACAGAGAGAUCAGUAGGAUGAUUGGUGAACUAUGGAACAAGCUGAAGGAAUCUGAGAAAGCAGUUUAUCAGGAAAAGGCUAUUAAAGAUAAAGAAAGAUACAGAAUAGAAAUGGAGAAUUACAGGGAAAGAUUGAAAACAGGGCGAGUUAUUAGUGAUGCAGUUCCACUACAGCAAUGGCUACCUGAACAGGAUAUAGAUAUGGUGGAUGCUGAUAUGAAGCCUGAUGAAACUGAUGGGGUGGACUCUCCUCAAACUAUGAAUAAUAAUAGUAGUUCGGGUGAAAGUGAUUCUGAAGAUGAAGAUAAAACAGCCGAAAAGGAUUUGGAUAGGGGAGCAUCUCUAGGGAUGCAAUUUAAUGUUCGCGUUGGUCAUGUAGGUAUGGACACUUCAGCUGACGCAGCUGCUUUUGAGCCAUCUAGUAUGGAAGGAAAUAUUGGAGAUCAGAGGGUAGAGAUGGUUGGCAAUGUGGGUGAUGAAAACUUGGAGAAUAUGGUAGUUGAAACUUGAAACAGGCACAGAAAAAUUAUAUGGCGAGGAACAAUGAUGCUCUCCACGAAUUUGGAUUUACUCUUUAUGUUCAUUACAGUGUUGUUAAAUUGUGGCUGCAACUUCAUAUGGUAUUUUUUUUUGAUAUUUCAUCUCUUCGUCUAGAACUUCCAUUUUAUUAUUUUCUAGUCUGUCAUGCUGUGAAAAAUAGCUUUAGCUGAUGUAGGGAGGUGCAGAAGUUUUUGCUGACUUCUGACAGUUUUGUAGAAAGGAGGAAAUUUUGAUGCAUUUGUUGAACUAACAUUGUGGUUGCUUCUCAGCCAAUGCUUUAAAUAUAAUUCCUAAAUUAA